UAGGGACUAUGCCCGCCCUGGUUUUCACGAUGAGGCCAAAAUCUUAUCUGAUCUCUGCGGAUCAAUGCGAGCUCGGAAGUGUCUGUCUGCAGACAUUCUGACUUCUCUUUCUACGCCGUACUUCUCUCAGUCAUAUGGAGUUGAUAGCCUGUUCAAGGUCUCAGCGAGUCAAACUGACCAUCUUUCGUUCGAAAGUAGUGCCGUAUUCGUAAGAUCUUUUUCCUUGCCAUCCAAGCCCCUUUCUGUCUGUCAAGCUUCAUGGAAGAAGAAAACCAAAAAUCGUUGCUACACGUGAAACAACGUUAACGCCAUUCACGCUCAACUCGACCGCAAGACUGAGAUAACUUGCUUGUCCGCCCAAGACCAUGGUCAAAUCCAAGUCGGCGCAGGAAGUCGACACUUCGACAGACCCUGUUCGCAUCGCGCAGUCGCAACCGAUCGUAGAGACUACUAUCGGAAGACUCUUCAAACCUGUAACCAGGAAGAACGAUGAUCAGGUCGACGACUACUUCCAAUCGAUCACAUUCAAGAACCUAUUCAACGCUUUUCCCUUCGAAAAGCUGAGGCUCGCCGACUAUGAGAAGCUCAACGACUCAGAGAUGGCAUCAGAAAAACUCCCUGGCUCGCCAAAUGCGCCUAAGAUCCCUCAGCCUGGGAGCAUCCGAAAGCGCAUGGGACGGCAGAAAGACGUUGCUUUCUUCUGAUCUCGGCAAGAAAACUUUGAUUCCAUUUUCUUAUCCUUCUAGGAUCAUCGUCAUGGGUUUUGAGACUAGAACAAAAUGGAUGACUAAAUUGUUGCAGUAAUUAAGACACGCAAAGAUAAAGAAUGUCAAUCAGAUAUCCAG
Aureobasidium pullulans EXF-150 is the source of this 845-nucleotide messenger RNA. RefSeq lists its product as uncharacterized. Bases 366 to 704 code for a protein of 112 amino acids. NCBI's taxonomy places the organism in Eukaryota, Fungi, Ascomycota, Dothideomycetes, Dothideales, Saccotheciaceae. The record is from RefSeq and is a predicted model, not a curated record. The transcript has a single exon.